Bombus impatiens (common eastern bumble bee) is the source of this 1842-nucleotide messenger RNA. Its product is annotated as NAD kinase 2, mitochondrial. The record is from RefSeq and is a predicted model, not a curated record. The coding region runs from base 458 to 1450 and encodes 330 amino acids. The transcript has 6 exons. NCBI's taxonomy places the organism in Eukaryota, Metazoa, Arthropoda, Insecta, Hymenoptera, Apidae. Gene Ontology annotation, biological process: NADP+ biosynthetic process; NAD+ metabolic process. Gene Ontology annotation, molecular function: NAD+ kinase activity. Gene Ontology annotation, cellular component: mitochondrion.
CGAUACGUAAUGUCAAGACGCUCCAAUGAAAAUUCGCAAAACAAAAAACAAAUUCUAAUAAUAACUUUAGUAUAUAUUUUAUUUUGAACGAUUUCAAACACAAGAUUAAUUGGAUAUUAAUCAUCCGUCAAUCGAUGGUCUCGUUAAUAAUAAUGGAGACAUUAAAAUUACAUUAAAAUGUAAAAGUACUGUGAAUACGUACUUUCUACACAUGAAGCUCAUAAAUAAAGCCAUAACAAUAAAAAAAAUAUGAGCUGUACAAUUUUUACAACCGCAUAAGUACAAUGCUUCCAAUAAUCUUAGGUUAUUCCUCCGAAAUGAAUCGAAUUUUGUACCGAAGCGAGUGCUCAUUGUGGCAAAAUUGUCGCGAUAUCAUUUUGAAAAAAUACGAGAACCAAACUUGAGUGACGAACAAUUAAAGUUUAAAUUGUUGGAAAGAGGUUCUGAUUAUGAUACAAUGAUAGCUAGUCAUAUAGCAACCAAACAUGUAAAAAGUCAAGUAAUUGAAGUCUUGAAGAAACUGAAUAUAGAGUAUAAAAUAAUAAAUAGGGAAAAUCUAGACAGAUCAAAUUUUAUUUGGGCUGAUUUAAUUCUUCCGAUUGGUGGCGAUGGAACGUUUCUGUUGGCGUCAAAUAUGAUAUUCGAUGACAAGACACCAAUAAUUGGUAUUAAUUCAUUUCCGGAAAGAUCGGAAGGAUAUCUUAUGUUAUCUCCGAAAUAUACGACAAGGAUACCUGAAAUUUUCGAAAUGCUAAAAGCAGGUCAUUACAACGUAGUAAUGAGACGAAGAAUUCGUACGACGAUAAAGGGAGAUAAUAUUUGGGACCCUCCCUUCCACACGCACGAAAAAGGUCGCGUUGUAGGUGAAGAAAAAUUUUACACACAAGAUCUGAAGCAAGAAAUAUCAAAUAAGUUACCAAAAAAAAGACGUUUGCCUUGGUUGGCAUUAAAUGAAGUAUUUAUAGCAGAAAUACUUUCUGCUAGAAUAAGUAAUUUACUAAUAAAUUUAAAUAAUGAAGAGAAAUAUCAUUUGGUAAGAAGUUCUGGCUUGUGUGUUAGCACAGGAACAGGAUCAACAUCUUGGUAUAGAUCUAUAAAUACUGUUAGUCCACAAGUAGUAAAAGAAAUACUGAGCCUUUUAGAUAAAAAACAAAUUGACAAUGAAGAGAUUGAAAAAAUCUCUUCUACUUUCAAUGCUGGUUUACCUUUUCAUGCGGAGGAAUUAAAAUUGUGUUAUUCUGUAAGAGAUAUGAUGGUAAAUAGCAUCUGGCCUACACCAAAGUGUCUGCAACCUCGUGGAUUUUGUAAAAAGCUGACAGUAACAUCACAAUGUUACGAUGCUGGUUUAGUCCUUGAUGGUGGCAUAGCAGUGCCAUUCAAUUUUGGGACUACUGCAGUAUUGGAGACUUAUCCUGAAGAUUCUUUACGAGCGCUAACCCUUCCAGAUUGAUAAGUAUUUAUUUUGAAUAAAAAUUUAGUUUUGAUUUAAUUUAAGAAGGUGGGAAAUAGUUAGAAGGUGGGAAGUAUCAACAGUUUUGAUGUAUUGAAGAUUAACAAGGCUUUCACAGUAUGUGAAAUUUGCACUUUUGUAUCUCAGAAUGUUUUGGAAUUUUAUAAACCGCAUUUGAUUUGAUAUAUAUGUACAAUUUUUCAAAGACUACUAUAAUUUUAUAACGUUUUGCAUUCUGCAAUAUAAUUAUGUACAUGUAUAAGUUAAUGUAAACCAUAUUCCAAUGAAUAGCAGUAAUAAAAUCAAUAUAAGUAAUGUUCAUGUAAAUGUAAUAUCAGUGAAUUUUUAUGAAAUUGUAUUUCUUAGGAAUAAAGGAACAAAAAUAUUGUUUA